CGCGUAUCACAUGGCGAAAAGUGACCAGUACCGUGGCGGGGGGAUGCAUGAUGAGCAAACAUGCGUGUUGUUGAGGUAUGCAGCCAAGAAGUCCGCAGUCUGCUGGUGGAGAAGUAAUGGCUGACACCACUGGCUGUCUUGCGCAAGGAUCCAAAGGACUUCGUUCCUGUUCAGCUCACACCUCGCGAAGGGGGCAGCGGUAAGUGGCGGUACCCGACUCCGUGUUGCAUGUAUCUUCCAGGAAUUCAACUACCAUGAGGCGAAGACUUUCUGUGACACCACUUUGCACCUUGCUUCGGAAUCGCCUCCGCCUCCGCAAAGUUUUGCUGGAAGUCUCGUUUCUGGCUGGGGCGCUUCUGGGGUACAAGUUAAACUACGCUCUUGGCGCUUAUCUUGAAGAAAAAGGUACGUGUAAGCCGCAAUCUUGGUAUGGGACUCGUAGAGUGGCUCAAGAUUGGGCAUGUACCACAUUGGCUAUGGAGAGCAACUGUGGACGUGUAACGUCAGCAGCAUAUAAAGCUUGACAUGGGUGUCCUUCUGAUCCCACAAACGCUU
Messenger RNA from Aureobasidium subglaciale EXF-2481, 555 nucleotides. RefSeq lists its product as uncharacterized. The transcript has a single exon. The record is from RefSeq and is a predicted model, not a curated record. Bases 255 to 524 code for a protein of 89 amino acids. Lineage: Eukaryota; Fungi; Ascomycota; Dothideomycetes; Dothideales; Saccotheciaceae.